CUGCUGGUCUGGAAAACACGCUUUGAGAACCGCUGGUUUGGUCAGUGGGACGAAUACUCAGGUCCACUAAGGAUGAGGGUAUCACAGGUAGUCAAGAGCAUGUGAUGCCACACGAUAGGAACCUCUUGGUGCCAGCAAGUGGGUAGAAUUUGAGGAUGCACCCCAUCUCCCUGUUGGAGAGCAGAUAAGAAGCGCAGAUCCCAGCCGAGGGCUGGCUGACGGCAGGAACCCUGCCCAACUUUCACAUGAAGGGGCCCAAUCUCUAAGAGAGCUGCCAAGAACUGGGCAGGACUGCAGCCUAAGAGGACCAAUGGGGGACUAAGUCGUAUACCCCCUAGACAUGAGCUGGGCUGCCAUUGACAGACGGGUUCCAGCAGCUGUGCCAGUUCUGCUCCGUGCUGCUGAUGGCUUUGAGAAGUGUUACUUUGAUAUGCUGAUGAGUCACCUGAGGAUCUCAUUGAAAUACAGAUGAUGAUUCAAUUGGUCUGGAAUGGAGCUUGAGAUUUUGCAUUUUUUUGAUGAGCUCCCAGGUGAUGCCGAUACUACCGGUCAAUGAACCAGGCUUGGAAGGGCAGGAGAUUGGAGUACUGACUUAGGAAGGAUUUUGAAGACCUGUCUGAACUUGGCAGGAAUGAGUACUAUGAUUGAUUGGUGAUGUCUGUAUAGCCUCUGGGCCAAAUGUUUACUUUUCUGGUUGAGGUCUAGUCCUCCUCCAACCUGCAUUUUGCAGUUGAGGAAAUGAGGAUUCAAGAGAAUGGACAUGACUUCCAGACGGUCAUGUAACCAGUUAUAAAAUGAGAGGCCCCUCCAGGGGGCCACAGGUGUUUCCAUUACUUCCCAGCUGUUAUGUCCUUCCUUAAGAAGGGCUUUCUGCUCUACUGUGUCCAGAUUGGAGGGAAGAUGUGGCUCAGUGCAGUUUUCCACAUCUACUUUAGUCAUGCCAAACACGUAGCUUUGUUCUUUCUCCAUAAUUAGUAUUAUGCUGAGCGUAUCUCUAAUUAGUGGUUUCAAACAAUAUUACAAGCUCCAGUAACCAAAUGUUGGGGCAUAAUUAUAUGCCAAAGGGACUGUACUUUUUAAUUGAAAUUCUUUAGCUACUUUUUAGAUAUUUGUAGCCUGAGAAGGCUGUUUGGAUACUGAAGUUUAGCAAAGUGAGUCUGAAGUUAUUUGUUGAAGCAAAUGAGAUUCUUUAACCUGGAACAACUACAUUCAAGCUUAUCAAAUAUGGGGUCAUUAGCACUAACAUUUUGAUUGAAGAUCUCCUCAACUGGAAUAACUUAUAUGUUGCUGGACGACUCCAGAAACCGGUGAAAAUCAUAGCAAUGAAUGAGAAUGUUGCUCUUAGGUCAGCCCUCGAUAAAAAUCUGAAGAGUGCUGUGACCACAGCUUUCCUCAUGCUCCCUGAAAGCUUUUCUGAAGAAGACCUCUUUAUAGAGAUCGCCGGACUGUCUUAUUCAGGCGACUUUCGGAUGGUGGUUGGAGAGGAUAAGACAAAAGUGCUGAAUAUUGUGAAGCCCAACAUAGCCCACUUUCGUGAGCUCUAUGGCAACAUACUGCAGGAGAAUCCCCAAGUGGUGUAUAAGAUCCAGCAAGGCAGACUGGAGAUAGAUAAAAGCCCAGAAGGACAAUUCACUCAGCUAAUGACAUUGCCCAAAACCUUACAGCAACAAAUAAAUCAUAUUAUGGACCCUCCUGGAAAAAACAGAGAUGUGGAAGAAACUUUAUUGCAAGUUGCUCAUGAUCCUGACUGUGGAGAAGUGGUGCGACUAGGGCUUUCAGCAAUUGUGAGACCUUCUAGUAUGAAACAGAGCACCAAAGGCAUUUUCACUGCUGGUGUGAAGAAAUCAGUGGUUUAUAGUUCACUAAAGCUACACAAAAUGUGGAAAGGAUGGCUAAGGAAAACAUCCUGAUUUGGCUUGCUUUUAUACGUGUUGUGUGUAGAUUAAUAAAGUGAUCCUUUUUGACAGAACAGUA
Molecule: messenger RNA, 1974 nt
Organism: Callorhinus ursinus (northern fur seal)
Lineage: Eukaryota; Metazoa; Chordata; Mammalia; Carnivora; Otariidae
Source: RefSeq, a predicted model, not a curated record